Gadus macrocephalus (Pacific cod) is the source of this 1531-nucleotide messenger RNA. Its product is annotated as dual specificity tyrosine-phosphorylation-regulated kinase 4-like. Gene Ontology annotation, molecular function: protein serine/threonine kinase activity; ATP binding. Lineage: Eukaryota; Metazoa; Chordata; Actinopteri; Gadiformes; Gadidae. The transcript has 10 exons. Gene Ontology annotation, biological process: peptidyl-serine phosphorylation; peptidyl-threonine phosphorylation. Gene Ontology annotation, cellular component: nucleus. Bases 227 to 1531 code for a protein of 434 amino acids. The record is from RefSeq and is a predicted model, not a curated record.
UUUGGUACCUUGGCAUAGAUGCACAGAAGAUCCAGCAGAAAUGCCCCUUCCACCAUGGUUAUGACGACAGUGAGGGACACUACAAGAUGGUAAAUACUAACAGGUGUCCUCCUGAGGGAUCCUACCACAAACCCUUCAGAGUAGAAGAACGGGCUGCGUUGGGUUCAGCCAGAUGUAUUCAUAUUUAUUAACAUUUGGUUCUCUAAGUUAUGAUUGGGGGUGUUAAAUGCAGGUUAUCAAAGACCACAUCGCCUACCGCUUUGAGGUCCUGGAGCUGAUGGGUGAGGGCACCUUCGGUCGAGUCCUCAAGUGCAGAGACCACAAAACCAAGCAGCUGGUAGCCAUGAAGGUCAUUGCGAACGACCUGAGGUAUGCAGAUGAGGCGAUGGCAGAGGUAGAAAUUCUGGAGCUGCUCCAAAAGAACGAUGAGGAUGGUGUGGCCAACGUCGUCCACAUGAAGGAGUACUUUCAGUUCCGUGACCAUCUGUGCAUCACCUUUGACCUCAUGGGAAAGAACCUGUACGAGAUGAUGAAGGAGAGACACUUCAGAGGGCUGGGCACCUCUCAAGUGAGGAACCAUGCCAUCUCUCUCGUGCAGUCUCUCCAGCUUCUCAGUAGGUCUGGCAUUAUCCACUGCGACCUGAAACCGGAGAACAUCCUCCUAUCACACGAUAACUCAGAGGUCAUAAAGGUGGCUGACUUUGGGGCGAGCCUUCUGGAACGUCGUAACACCGCCCCCGUUGCCCAAACACUGAUCUACAUGGCCCCCGAAGUUAUUCUGACCAAGGUCUUCAGCAAGGCCAUCGACAUGUGGAGUCUGGGCUGCAUCUUAGCCGAGCUCAAGAGAGGCGUGGUCCUCUUCCAAGUGUGCGACGAGUGCGAGCUGAUGCUGGAAAUGACGAAGCUGCUGGGUGUUCCCCCAAAGCAUAUGCUGAAGGACACCCCGCUUGAGAACUUGCUCUCUGGUCCAAGAACCAGCAGACGCCGGGCCAGGCGCCAUUUGUCUAAGGCCCUGGACACGGAGAACAAACUCUUCCUUGACUUCAUCCAGAGCUGCCUGGAAUACGAGCCGGCGAAGCGCAUGACCCCGGAUGAGGCCAGGCAGCAUCCGUGGGUUCUGAUGCACUUCCAGAGUCCCAGCUCCAGCGAGGACUCUUCUCCCCACCAGUCCACCAACUGGGAGCACAUGGUGGACUCCACCAGCGCCGCAGCCCCGCCCACCUCUGGACCAGGGGCCAGACCGGUCGGAGCCAGGGACAGGAGGGAGGACGCCUCGACGGUCUUCAGAAAACACCUGACACCGUUUGAGCGGAGAGGAAUCAAACAGUACAAGGAGGUGUGGUCCCUUGGCAUAGCUGAAGAGAAGGUUAUCAAAGACCACAUCGCCUACCGCUAUGAGGUCCUGGAGCUGAUGGGUGAGGGCACCUUCGGUCGAGUCCUCAAGUGCAGAGACCACAAAACCCAGCAGCUGGUCGCCAUGAAGGUCAUUGCAAACGACCAGAGGUAUCUUAUCAUGGAUCAAGCUCAAUGA